Messenger RNA from Mangifera indica (mango), 1605 nucleotides. RefSeq names its product E3 ubiquitin-protein ligase RHF2A. The coding region runs from base 162 to 1343 and encodes 393 amino acids. Lineage: Eukaryota; Viridiplantae; Streptophyta; Magnoliopsida; Sapindales; Anacardiaceae. Gene Ontology annotation, molecular function: ubiquitin-protein transferase activity. The transcript has 9 exons. The record is from RefSeq and is a predicted model, not a curated record.
CCACGUGUCAGUUUCCAACGACAAGAAGACUCAGCUUAGUCUUUUCUCUCUCUUCUUGUCAAAAGUCAUCACCGUUGCUACCAAGUUAAAAAUUUUACCCUAAAUCUAAACUUUAGGGUUGCCCAAUCCAACUCAACACUCCCACAUCCUCACUCCACGGGAUGGAUGAAAGCUCGCACUCUGAGGCUCAUUUGACGUCGGCUGCUGCUUUUGUAGAAGGGGGCAUCCAAGAGGCGUGUGAUGAUUCUUGCAGUAUAUGUCUGGAAUCCUUUUCUGAGACUGAACCUUCUACGGUGACUAGUUGCAAGCAUGAGUUCCAUCUUCAGUGCAUUCUUGAAUGGUGUCAGAGAAGUUCCCAGUGCCCCAUGUGUUGGCAACCUAUAAGCCUGAAGGAUCCUACCAGCCAGGAAUUGCUUGAAGCUGUAGAGCGAGAGAGAAGCUUUAGUUUUAAUACAGCUAGAAAUGCUACCAUAUUUCAUCAUCCAACUCUGGGAGAUUUCGAGCUACAGCAUUUACCAGUGGGUGCGAACGAUGCUGAACUUGAAGAGCGUAUAAUUCAACACUUGGCUGCAGCUGCUGCAAUGGGGCGAGCACGCCACAUUGCUAGAAGGGAAGGCCAUAGGAAUAGAUCAUCAGCUCAUGGUCGUCCACAGUUCUUAGUGUUUUCAGCUCAUCCUAAUUCAACUCCAGCUGAUCCAGUCUCUUCAUCUCCUAUUCAGAGAGGAGAAGGUGAACCAGCUCGUACAGCUGCUCCCUCGUCUCCUCCAACUGCAGGGGAAGAUUCUUCACGAUCAAAUGUACAACUACUUUCUGCUCAAGGUGACCAUGGUUCAGCUUCACCAUCUGGAUCAAAUACUCUUUCUCCCAAUCAGCAUGGAAAUACCUUAAAUGAUAGGAGCUCUCCUAAUGAAUCUUCCCCAAAUAGUCAAGACAGAGCUGGACCAUCGGAGUUCCAAUCAUUUUCAGAGUCUCUUAAAUCUCGAUUUAAUGCAGUUUCAAUGAGGUACAAGGAGUCUAUUUCAAAGAGUACAAGAGGGUGGAAAGAAAGAUUUUUUUCUCGCAACAAUACAGUGGCAGACCUUGGUUCCGGAGUUAAAAGGGAGGUUAGUGCUGGAAUUGCUACAGUAUCACGCAUGAUGGGGCAUCUAGAAACCAGAGACGAUGGUAGAACUGACACUGCUUCUGCAUCAAACACUCCAAAUAGCCCAGUUCGUGAAUCAAACAAUCCAAAUAUCUCAAUUGCUGAGUCAAACAACCCUCAAAUAUCUGGAAGUCCAGUCAAUAAUCCUGUGAGCAAUAAUAAGGGCCAAGCUUCAUGUGCUGCUAGUUCUGGUUCAGAUUAAAAAUAGUUCCAACAAUACCAUCAGCACAACCAUUUUAUUCUAAAAGAUACCGGCACACUGUAGUGUGAAGCUUUGCUUUUAUUCGAACUACGGACAAUCCUUUGGGACCGAAGGCACUUAUAUUUGAGCCAGAAAACAGUUGAUGAUUGUAAAUCAAUCUAUAUUUGAAGACCUAUGGUUUGUAUCAUGGAUUGUAAAUUGAAUGAUGUUAUAGAUUAGUGAAUGGAGAAUUAUGUGGUAUGGUAAAGAUCAGUGAAUUUAA